AUGGCGAGCCCGAUGAGGCACUACGCGGUGAUGCCAAUGGGAAAUCCGCCCAACAACCCAGAGGAGCGAGAUGGAAGCGUAGCAGAUGUCGACCAGAUCCCCUUCAGAGCCGCAGAGUUUCAGGAUCUUGGGAGCACCGGUGGCCUCCCACAACCCUACGCCCACCUCGCCACCUCCGCCGCUCUCCCCCUGCCGCCCUCGCCCUUUCGACGCCACUUUCAGGCGCUGCGCGUAGCAUCGCCAGCCCAGCGAUCGCUGCCAAAGGACACCAUCCACCACCCCACCCCACCGACGCGCGAUGAUGGCGACGACAGCGACCAGCCCACGGCGACCUCGUCUGCGUCUUUCGUUCAGUCGCCUUCUCUUUCCUUCCCCGCUUCCCCUCGAGCCCAGCACUCGCUCACCUGCAGCCAGGUGCUUGCGGCCACCCUCGCCUCGGCCCUGCCCCGCGUCGCGCUGUUCCGAUUCAACGACCCGCGCGCCGAUGGGCUUCUCGCGCUCAACGACGAGCUGCUCCCGACGGGCCAAGUCGCGGUGGGCAUGCCCGGUGCUGCCGGCGGCGACAUCAUCAUCGACGACGAGGUGUGGCCGUGGGCGCCCGGUGAGUACCUGGAAGAGGUAUUUGAGAGCGAAGGGAUCGAGGUCGGCGUGGUCGACCACCGCGGCAGGCGCGUGCGACGAACCAAGCUGCCGCUCGUCCUUCGCGAGGGCUGGCGGUUGCUCGUGGUCAGUCCGCUCACCGGCGCCGCCCUUGUCUACACUCUGAUGCGCGAUUCUCCCUACGGAAUUGGCCGGGAUCCGGCAGAGUUCUUUGGGGAGGAGAUCGUGGUGCGCAUCUUUUCGUUCCUCGAGGUGCGCACUCUCUGCGCUGUCGCCCUCGUGUCGCAAUCCUGGAAGCGCAUCUCCGAGGACAACAGCCUGUGGCGCGAAAAGUGCCUGAACGCCAAGCCCUUCCUGAGGGAUCAGCUGGUGCGAGUGUCUGAAGAAAAGAAGGCCUCCUGGCGCACCCUCUAUCGCUGCAUCGCCUACCCGCACCGCUGGUCGAGGGACCGAAAGCCAAGCGGGGUCAAGGUGACCAACGAAGGCCGUACGGCCAAGGUCAAGGGCCCCACCGCCACCAACGUCUCGGUGCAGACCUCCCGUCCCAUCAAGGCCGGGGCUGAGCCGUUCUGGUACUUUGAGGCGGCGGUCGACAAGAAGCCCCCGCCCUGGAACAUCGGCUUCGGCAUCGCUGACAGCGAGUGGAGUUUGGAGAUCAAGUUCGUCGGGUUCGAUAAGGAGAGCUUCAACUACGGGUACACGUCCAACGGGAAGAUGCGGGCUACGACGCAGUACGAGGACUUCACCACCUACGGCCAGGGCGACCGCGUGGGCUUCUGGUUGGAGUACUUCUACCCGGGGCUGGACCUCACCGUUCACGUCUUCCUCAAUGAUGUUCUGGUCCAUUCGUGGGAUCACGUGAGCGAGAAGCACAAGCCGCCGCUCUACUUCACGGCCACCCUCUACCACGACGGCACCCAGGUGUCCCUCGUCACCUGA
Acanthamoeba castellanii str. Neff is the source of this 1539-nucleotide messenger RNA. Its product is annotated as Fbox domain containing protein. The record is from RefSeq and is a predicted model, not a curated record. The transcript has 7 exons. Gene Ontology annotation, molecular function: protein binding. Lineage: Eukaryota; Discosea; Longamoebia; Acanthamoebidae. The coding region runs from base 1 to 1539 and encodes 512 amino acids.